GGGAAAAGUAUGAGCGUGGUGUGGACGAAGAGAAGAGAUUGACCUGCAGGACAGGACAAUGAAAUAGCCUCCGACUUACAUGCACAUUUCUGCUGUUCUUAUUCUCAUCUCCCCUUCAUCAGAACCGUUAAUUCCAAUCAAUCAACAACCUCUGUCAUCCAACACCCCUUUCCUAAUAAUAUAUCUCAACUCCAAUUAUUCUUCUGGAAUUGCUUUCUCUCUCUUUUUUCACAACCCAACUUUCAUUUUUCUCCCCAUUCCUUUUCUUCUUUGAUCAUUUUCAUAAAGAAGAAGGUAGAAAGGAAAAAAGAAUUGGGUAAUGUGUUGUUUAAGGAAGAUGGGAAUGGGGUGAUUAAAAAAAAUGGUGAAUAAAAAGUAGAGAAAGUAGCAAAAGCAAAGACAAGAGAAAUAGGAAAGAUGGAAGGAAUAGAAGGACUGUUGGUGAGGCUAUUGGAAGGAAGAUAUAAAAAAGGGACAAGGGUUCAGCUUUUUGAAUCCGAAAUCCGGCAACUUUGUGUCACUGCGAAGCAGAUCUUCCUGGCUCAACCUAUUCUGCUUGAAUUGGAAGCUCCCAUCAAUAUCUGUGGUGACAUCCAUGGUCAAUAUCCAGACCUGCUAAGAUUGUUUGAGAAUGGCGGAUUUCCCCCGGAUGCCAAUUAUUUGUUUCUAGGAGAUUAUGUGGACAGAGGAAAACAGAGUAUAGAAACUAUAUGUCUUCUCCUUGCUUACAAGAUCAAAUACCCAGAUAACUUUUUCCUCCUCCGUGGCAACCAUGAAUGUGCUUCUAUCAACAGAAUUUAUGGCUUCUAUGAUGAGUGCAAGCGCCGUUUCAGCGUGCGUCUGUGGAAGAUUUUUACAGAUUGUUUCAAAUGUUUGCCUGUGGCAGCAAUUGUCGAUGAUAAAAUCAUGUGUAUGCACGGUGGACUUUCACCAGAAUUGAAGAACUUAAAUCAGAUCAGAGCUAUAAAACGGCCCACAGACGUCCCUGAUCAAGGGCUCCUGUGUGAUCUUCUCUGGGCUGAUCCUGAUAGAGACAUUAAAGGAUGGGGUGAGAAUGAUAGGGGUGUUUCGUUUACCUUUGGAGCUGACAAGGUGACUGAGUUCUUGAGGAAGCAUGACCUUGAUCUCAUAUGCCGUGCUCACCAGGUUGUUGAAGAUGGCUAUGAAUUUUUUGCAGACAGGCAACUAGUUACCAUAUUCUCAGCUCCAAACUACUGUGGCGAGUUCAAUAAUGCGGGAGCUCUGAUGUGUGUGGAUGAAAGCUUACUCUGCUCAUUUCAGAUUCUUAAGCCUUAAAUCAUAACAGCCAAACCAACAUUGUAAUAUAUUCCAAGUGAUGGAGAAGCUGCCUCAUUAUGCUGUACAAAAGUUCAGUCUUUGAACACCCUUUCUGAUGUGGUAGUUUCUCAUUGUAUAUAUUACCAUGGGCUUAGAGAUUUCACACAGCGGAACCGCCCUUGCGACACUCCGAGUCAAGUGAAAUCAUUGUGACAAUAUAUACCUAACAGGUUCAAUGGUUGCUUUGUAUCAUAAAACUAAUAAGCAUCAACCAAUCUGGAUUCUUCUUCCGAUUGAACCAUA
Messenger RNA from Mangifera indica (mango), 1581 nucleotides. Its product is annotated as serine/threonine-protein phosphatase PP1-like. The record is from RefSeq and is a predicted model, not a curated record. Bases 418 to 1296 code for a protein of 292 amino acids. Gene Ontology annotation, cellular component: cytoplasm; nucleus. The transcript has 3 exons. Lineage: Eukaryota; Viridiplantae; Streptophyta; Magnoliopsida; Sapindales; Anacardiaceae. Gene Ontology annotation, molecular function: protein serine/threonine phosphatase activity.